Molecule: messenger RNA, 2705 nt
Organism: Silurus meridionalis
Lineage: Eukaryota; Metazoa; Chordata; Actinopteri; Siluriformes; Siluridae
Gene: ndrg3b
Product: ndrg family member 3b
Exons: 15
Coding region: 411-1529 (372 amino acids)
Biological process (GO): signal transduction
Cellular component (GO): cytoplasm
Source: RefSeq, a predicted model, not a curated record
CUCACUCCUCCUGAUUUCACCUGACCCUCUAAAUCCAAUUAGAGCAGCCUGAAUGCCCUCCGUAUCCCCACCUCACCCUCUCUCUCUCACUCUCUCACUCACUCACUCACUCUCUCUCUCUCUCUCUCGCUCUCUUUCAUUCUCGCUCUGUCAGAUUCGCUUUUCUUCUUUUUCAGUCUGCUUUGCUAGGACCAGAUCCAAUCUGUAAACACAUUUUCACUAUUCUCUCGUUCUCGCUACCCGUCAUUCGUAAGGAACCUCGUAAGGAGUUUUUUUCCCCCCUAUUUCUUUUUGCGCUUUUUAUCCUUCACCUCCCCCUCCUGAGCCGCCACCGCCCUCGUGACCAGGAAAAACAAGGACAAAGCGUUUGCUCCUUGCUUGCAUUUUUUUUUUUCUCCUGUGGAUGAGAAAUGACGGACAUGCUGGAUCUUGGCCAGAUCGGCUGUACAAUGACCAACGUGGAGCAUGAUAUCGAGACCCUCCACGGUGUUCUCCAUGUCACCUUGAGAGGAACACCAAAAGGCAACCGGCCCAUCAUCCUUACAUUCCAUGACAUUGGCCUUAACCAUAAGUCAUGCUUCAACACUCUCUUUAACUUUGAGGACAUGCAGGAGAUCACGCAGCAUUUUGCCGUGGCCCAUGUGGAUGCUCCAGGCCAGCAGGAGAAUGCAGCACCUUUCCCUACUGGGUAUCAAUACCCUACAAUGGAUCAGCUGGCCGAGAUGUUGCCCUCAGUCCUGUCCCACUUAAAGAUCAAUAGCGUGAUUGGCAUUGGUGUUGGUGCUGGAGCCUACAUUCUCACCAGACUGGCACUAAAUCACCCAACACUGGUUGAGGGUUUGGUUCUUAUUAAUGUGGACCCCUGUGCAAAAGGAUGGAUGGACUGGGCUGCUUCAAAGUUGACGGGAUGGACCAGCAACCUGGUAGACAUAGUGAUGAGCCAUCAUUUCAGCACAGAUGAGCUGACAGAAAACCAGGAGAUCAUUCAGACAUAUCGUCUGCACAUCGCUCAGGACAUGAACCAGGACAACCUGGCACUGUUCUGUAACUCUUACAACAGCCGUCGAGAUCUGGAAAUUGAAAGGCCAAUCGUGGGGCUUAAUGAGGAAACCGUCAACACUCUGAAGUGUCCUGCAUUGCUAGUUGUGGGUGAUACAUCGCCAGCUGUGGAGGCAGUUGUUGAAUGUAACUCGAGGUUAAACCCUACAAAGACCACCUUUCUGAAGAUGGCAGAUUGUGGUGGGCUUCCCCAAGUUGUACAACCUGGUAAACUUGCCGAGGCCUUCAAGUACUUUGUCCAGGGCAUGGGUUACAUCCCCCAUGUGCUCCUCAGCCAUCUGAACAGCGAAGCAGUGCCCACUGCCGGCAUGACGCGCUUGGCACGCUCUCGUACCCACUCAGCGUCCAGCAUGAACUCCGUGGAAGGUGCACGUAGCCGCACUCACAAUAACUCUCAGCAGGAGGGUGCUGCUGCCAGCCCAGGUCACGAGAACCAUGCCAGACCACAAACUAUGGAGGUGUCCUGCUAAAUCUGUUAAAUCUGCUUUUAAUUGUUCUUAUUACACCACAUUCUCUCACAUAUUUCAUCAUUCAUAAUUUUAAAACCAGGCUUCUGGUAUAAUGAAACAAUGCAAUUUAUGACUACUGAAAUGAAUUCACACUCUGUAUACACCUGUUGUUUUUUUUAUUUUUUUUAUUUAAGUCUUAAUCAGUUCCUGAUAUGCAAGGAAGACUGAUGUCUCUUUGGAUAGAAGUGGUCAUGUUCAGAAGGCACUUGUUCCUGAGAAGAAUACAUCUCCCUAUCUCAUUUUCAAAUUAUAGUGAAGACCAAACCACAUUUCGCAUCCCUCCCUACAUCUGCUCGUUCCAUCUGGUUAUCACCCCCACACCACUGACUUGUUUUUUUUUUUUUUUGUUAUUCUGUUCACAGCAGCUUUGUAUUCUUCUGUCAAUAUUCUGUGCUUUGUGAAAAAAUCAGUCUCUAGAAUGCAGACUAGUUGUUUAACUUGUUUUUCUGUACAUUCUCGCACAAAAAAAAAUCUACUGAUAAGCAUGUCCGUUUUAAUGUAACUAAAUGGAAGUGUAUAUUGGAAAUUGUUUUUCUGUUCAGAUUUCUGAAAAUACUGUAGACAUAAACAACCCUUGGGGUAACUUUGCACUCUAGCAGAAAUGUACUGAUAUAUUUAGACCAGAACCCAAAUUUUUCUGGCAGAGCUGCAUUGUAGUAAACCGAGUUCUCGGUAGAACCCAUUUAGAAACUCGGACAUGGCCAGAACAGCUAACUUUACAUACACAGUUUUCUCUGUAGCCUCUUCAGAGAGGAAAACAGAGACAUGGUCACGUAUUAGAAUCUCACAGUAGUUAUAGAAUUUUCAAUCAUUUAAACUCCCUGCAAACACAAAUACUGACAAAGGGGUUUGGUUUGAACGUACUCCACAACUCCUGUACAAUGGAUAGAUGUUCCAGUUUACUUGAACUGUACUGAAUACUUCCUCUAUUAGAUUUUGUAGCUAUAUUAUUAUGACUAUUAAUAUAAAUACUAUUGCUAUAAUCCUUGGAUGUGUAUUCAUUAUCGCUCUAUGAUUGUACCGCCUUGAGUGAGCUUGCGACAUCAAGCUUUGUCCUCCAAUCAUACAGGGGGCGCUGUACUUCUGCUGAGUGUGGUGAUUUGUACUAAUUAAUAAAGUUAACGGUUCUACAUAAAA